GGUUUACGUAAAGGAAAGUAGUGGAUGCUUGUUUAUUAAAUGUUAAGUCUGCGGAGAAGUUGGAUUUUAUUUGUUUCUUUAUGCGCCGACUUUUUGGGUUUGCAGCAGUUUGAUGGGAUUCGCGAGUACUAUAUAAAAUCAGAUUGGCAGGUUAAAUUGAUUGUUCCAUUCCAUUAAAGAAUUGGCUGGAUGGAGAGAGACCAUCCAGAUAUUGCCACCCCUGGAAAGAUGGAUCAAAAUGAUCUUCAAGGUUCUAACCCUGACCUCAAUAAGGUCAACAGCGAGCCAAAUGCUUUGCGUGUUUCUACUUCCCCCGACAUCGCGGAGACUCCUACCCAGAAACCUGCGGAAAAGGUUGCUUCUUUAGCAGGGGAACAAGAAAAUCAGAUCAGAGAGAAUGAGGAGAAUCAUAGUGAAAAUGCUCAAAACCAGAUGGUGCUUUAUGAUCCUGCUGUCGCUGCAGCUGGUGAAGUUGAACCUCUCCGUGCUCGGAGAAACUCCUUCCAAAAUUAUACAUCUAGGGUUUUGCCAUCUGUAGGGGCAUUUACUGUGCAGUGUGCUAGCUGUUUCAAAUGGCGGCUCAUACCUACAAAGGAGAAGUAUGAAGAAAUAAGGGAACACAUAUUGGAGCAGCCCUUCUAUUGUGAAACAGCUCGUGAGUGGCGUCCAGAGGUAUCGUGUGAUGAUCCACCUGACAUCACUCAAGAUGGAAGCAGGCUGUGGGCAAUUGAUAGACCUAACAUUGCUCAGCCUCCUCCAGGGUGGGAACGGCUUUUAAGAAUCAGAGCAGAAGGAGGCACCAAGUUUGCUGAUGUGUACUAUGUUUCGCCAUCUGGCAAGAGACUUCGUUCCAUGGUUGAAGUUCUAAAGCACUUGGAGGAACAUCCGGAGUAUGUGGCACAAGGUGUACAGACAUCACAGUUUUCAUUUCAGAUCCCAAGACCUCUACAGGAAGACUAUGUUAAGAAGCGUCGUCCAGCACCUUCACGUGAUGGUCCUUCUGAUGUUAAUCCUAUCUCAUGGGUCGCUCCAGAUGGCAAUACAGGUUUACUGCUUGGUGGACCCGGACCGUCUGCACCUUCUGAUACAGCCCCUUUAGAUGUACUAGACGGUAACGCUCCAAAGAAACCUAAACUGAUGGGUGACAGUGAUUCAGUUAUCUAAGUGAAAGUCGAUGAUUUUCAUCUUCUUUGUUUUGGGGCUUAUGAUCUCAUGAAGUCUAUGAUGCCCCAAAGCAACUUGUUGUAACUAGGAUUAUGGUUUUUUGACCAAACUUGUUUGACCAAAAAGCAUGGUUUUUUGAUGGCUAUAUGCCGAGGUUUCUGGUUGUUGGUGUAGUUUGAGUGUAGCAUGGUUUUUGGUGUAGUUUGAGGAGAUAUAUGAGCAGAAUAUAGAUAUACUCUUUAAGACUUUUGUUCUUUGUUAAGUUUAGCUGAAAAUGUUAUUGUAAGACAGAAAGAAUGCUUUUUUGGUUGAAAUAUAGUAACUUUUUUAUGGUA
Nicotiana tabacum (common tobacco) is the source of this 1499-nucleotide messenger RNA. Lineage: Eukaryota; Viridiplantae; Streptophyta; Magnoliopsida; Solanales; Solanaceae. The record is from RefSeq and is a predicted model, not a curated record.